UUUUUUUUUUUCUUUUUUUUCAAAAUUACACAGAUUUGCGAUUCACUGCUGCUCUGAUCUUCUCUGUUCUUCUGGACUUUGAUUUGUUUGCUCCGUCAAUUUGUGGGUGGCGAUUGUAGCAAAAAGGUAUAACUAUACCUAUAUCGAAGAUUUGAGCCUUUUCAACUUCAUUUUCGCACUUCGAUUUAUUUCAAUUUUUCCGAUUAGGGUUCCUCUGUUUCCGAUCAAGUGAAUGCUGCAUUAUUUCACAGUUCAAGUUCAAUCAGCUGUUUUCUGAUCUUGAUUCAUUACUUCACUAAUUUUUUCAAUUUUUUUUUUAAAUUUCCCCUGUUUUACUGAUCGAAUCAAGUAAAUUCACAUAGCAAAUUUGGGGCAAAAAAAAUGGAGGAGGAUCAUGAAUUUAGAUUCGUUUGUAAGCUCUGCAACAAAAAAUAUCCAUGUGGGAAAUCACUCGGUGGUCAUAUGAGAUCUCACGUAGUUUCAAGUUCAGCAGAAAUAUCAUCUCUCGAAAAAGUUGAUUCCGCCAUGAAAAGGAUUUCCCCCAUCACUGAUUUUGUUGGGGGCCACCACCCCCACCCCCACAGCACCACAAUCAACGAUUCAAGAACUGGUGAAUUCGGAAACGGGCAAACGAGCUACGGUUUGAGAGAGAACCCCCGCAAAUCAUGGAGAGCUGUCGGCUCGAAUUUCCCCUCACCACAAGAAAGAAUCUGCAAGCAAUGCGGCAAAGGGUUUCAAUCUUUAAAGGCACUGUGUGGUCACAUGGCUUGCCACUCUGACAGAGACAAGGUUUUGAAAGAUGAUCAGUAUUCUUGGACGAGUGAGAACAAUCAGAAACUGGUAAUCGAUAGCCAUUCCGACACCGACGAAGCCGAGGCCGAAGCUGAAGCCGAAGCAGAAGAUCGGAUUUUGAGGUCGUCAUCGAAAAAUAAGCGGUGCAAGAAAAUAGUUAAUAAUAAUAAUGGUUCUUCGUCUGUUUCUGAAAUCGACGGCGAAGAAAACGAGGAGGUGGCGAUGUGUUUAAUGAUGCUGUCGAGGGAUUCGGGUAAUAAUAACAAAGGUGGCGUAAAUUCGGUAGUUGAGUCGUCGGAUAACAACUCCGUUAUUCUCGAGACUAAGUCAUCUUCCAUCGACAUUAAAAAAAUCCACAAUAAUAAUAAUAAUAGUAAUCAAGAAAACAAGACGAAGAAAAUCGAUGAGGUGCAUAACGAUUCCGAUUCGGGUUAUUUCUUGGAUGAGUGUUCAAAGUACGAAUCCGAUGCUUCCGUCGACGGAUUCCGAAGGAAUAUUCCUUCGUAUUUCGAGUACGAUAAUAAGCCCUCGAUGAAGACGAGAGGUGGUGACGAGUCAUCGAGGAAGAGAAGGUAUAUUCCGGAGAAUAUUCCCGAGGAGUAUACUGAGAAACGGAGUAAAUACGAGUGCUUCAACUGCAAGAAAACGUUCAAGUCGUACCAAGCACUAGGCGGGCAUAGGCCGUGCCAUAAGAGGAGCACUGCUUUUUACGAGACGAGAUACGAGAGCGGUGAGAAUAGUCUAGAAGGUUCUACCGAGUUCGUUGCUAAUAAUAAUUCUCUUAGCAACAGAAAAUCGAUCGAGAAGAAAAUGAAGGGGAAGAAGAACAAACCGCACGUAUGCCCGUUUUGCGACAGGGUUUUCAAGAACGGGCAGGCGUUGGGUGGCCAUAAGAGGUCACAUUUUAUCGGGGGGCAUGUGGAAAAUAAUAAUAAUAAUAAUAAUAAUAAUAAUAAUAAUAAUAAUAAUAAUAAUAAUCGGAGCACGGUGGUAAAGGCUGAUAUGCUCGACCUCAAUCUUCCUGCUCCCGUUGAUGACGAGGAUGAUGUGCCCGACGAAUAUCCUCCUCCGCGUUAGAUACGACCGAUAGUAAGCGUUUAUCGAUCUUAUCUCCCUUUUUAUUAUUUGAAAUAGUUUUGAUCAAUUUUGAAGCAGUGGGAUAUAUAUAUAUA
Erythranthe guttata (spotted monkey flower) is the source of this 1964-nucleotide messenger RNA. RefSeq lists its product as uncharacterized. The record is from RefSeq and is a predicted model, not a curated record. Lineage: Eukaryota; Viridiplantae; Streptophyta; Magnoliopsida; Lamiales; Phrymaceae.